UUAUAACCCUGGAUUAUAUCAGCCCUCUCACGUCGGUAGUGAAGUGAGAAUAGAUUUACUUUUGAAGCCUUUCAGAGUUUCAGGAUAGGAUAAUAAACUCAUACCUAGAAUCAUUGUUGUUGCUCUCCAUUGCACAGCUUCAAUCUUGUGGUCAUCUGCCAUGAAAUGGGGAUUCCAUGAAACCGUACAAUAUUCAAGAUGUGGGCGUACCAGGGUUUUGUACAGAGUCUGCAUGCGGUUAGACCGACUUCAAGAUCGGACAUGAUGAACAUUGCUUAAGAUCCCUGAUACUAGUACUACGUUCUAACUCUGGGAUUCACCCUACCUACAUGUAGUACUUGUGGUCCAUCGCACUCGGAUCAGCUGUCCCUCCAUGAAUCUGAAUAUAAUGUGACAAGAUGGCUGCUGGAAAGCAUCUUAUCCUCGCCACCAUCGUUGAAGUUCUUCCUGGUCAGUUGACCUAUCCAGCAUGUGUCACCUGUUACACAAAACUUCAUCGUCUCGGCAGUUCAGAUCAGUUCCAGUGCCAAAGAUGUGGGAAGGUGUAUGAGGCCAAACAAGUCCACCAGCGCUAUCGACUGGCCAUUAAAGUGAUGAACCAGUCCGUGUGCAGAGAGGUUACAGUGUUUGGAUCAUGCCUGGAUCCUUUGUUCGGGAUCGAUGCUACAACAUUCUCAAGGUACACACAGCAUGCAGUACACCAUCAGACGGGCUGCAAUGAGUUGGAACUUCUUCAUGCCUCGGUUACAAAAACACUAGUAGGGCAUCCCUUCUACUUUGGAUUUAAGGCAUCAGCCAACUUCUCUGUUCAGAGUAAUGAUUACACUGAUUCAUAUGCAUCUUUAGCAAAUAUUGUGGCUAGGGAUCAUGAAAAUUUGGUUGCAGUGCAAAUGACCUCCCCAUUUCAGAAAUGGAACUUUCCAACUAUAGUACAGUACUUAUCUAAUAUCAUGUCCAAUCGGAAUAGCCAACUUGUUGAGAAGGGAGGGUAUGUGCAAUGCUGUAGUAAAGAUGAGUGUGAUAUAUGCCCUUUAAUAGCUGUCCCUCAAAACAAGAAUGAAGGGUUGAAAUCUGUGAAUGUCCAAGAAACAAUUGACGACUCUGAAAAGAGAGAGGUAAAUAUGCCAGAAGGUAUAGAUUUGACUUAUUUGACUUGCUCAAAAAAAGAUGCAACACGUGAUGAAGGUUCCCGAGAAACCUCUCUCUUAGGAGAGACAUUUUUGAGCUGUAGUUUGCCUAGUUUUAGGCUAAGCUGUGAUAAGAAUUUGUCCGCAAUAAACGGAGCCAUCUGUAGUAGACUGUCCAACGGUUCUGAUCAUCCAAGGUAUUCAAAUCAUAGUGAUAGCAGUGGCACCAAACAUUAUGUAGAAUCUGUGCAUUGUGAAAUGCACAAAGAGUCAUGUAAUCUGCCAAUAUGCACCAUUGAUAGCAACGUCGGCCAUCAAGGAACUAGCAUGCACAACGUACAUGAAUCAAAAUCAGUCAAAGAAUGUAUUCCAAAUGCUGCAAAAGAUUGUGCAAAUUUGUGUAUCAAAGACGACCUACUAGUAGAAGGUUGUAGGAAGAGCAAUCAGAAGCCAGGUAGUCGUGUGACCAUUGUGAAUAAUGCUAAGGAUGAAUGUGCCAUGAAUAAACCUGAAGAUAGUAGGCGGAUGGAGAAUAUUGCUGUCGACACCUGUGGUAUCGAUGGUAGAAGCAGGGAUGCAGGCAUGACCAUUGAUUCAAGGAACAAGGGUCUUGAACAGGAUGCAGUGGGCACCAAUGAUUCAUCGAUGGUUCAAGAAUGCGAGCAGUACAUGAACAAAUGGUUGGAGGAGAACAGCUUUGAUGGGUGGUCCUACCAUGAACCCAUUCAACAUCUUGGUAAAACUCACAGAAGAUCACCUUGCCUGGACAACAAGGCUGUCAACGUUGUCCCCUCUUGCAAUGAAGAAGACAGAGAGGGUGAUGAAGCCAACAGAACCUCUCAGCCAGACUUCUCUCGUGAAAGUACGUGUUAUGAAUUUCCUGAGGAUCUACCCUUCUCAGAAGACCUGAAUCAGUUCCUGCAUGACGUAGAAGAGGAACAUGCACAGUCGAAGGAUAGGGAAGUCGGCAGGAGGAGACAUCCAGCUCUAAAAGAUAAUACAUGUAUUAGCACCAUUGGCAGUGAUAAGGAGAUAACAACAGUCUCAAAGUGUGAAAGGUCAAGUGCACCUAAUGGUGAAACAGGAAGCACAGAAGAGAAUUUCAGUUGUGCCAAGUUUUCCUAUCACAGUGAAAGGACAGAGAGUGGAAUAAACUCUAGCAUGUGUAAUACAGCUGGAACAAGUAGCUUGGUUAAAGGAGAUACUGAAACUGACAUGUGCUAUGCAAAAGAAAGAAAGUGUAAAGAAAGUCCAGUGUGUGACACCCAGUGCAAUACAGCGCAAGAAGAAGGAAAGGAACUUAAAAAGACACAGUUGAUUAGGGAUAAACUUGAAGAUGUGAACAACAGAGGCAGGAAAUGUGUGGAUGAAAAUGUGUGUGAUGAUGGCAGGGUCCUUUCAAAGACCUCCUUGCAAAAUGAGAAAAGGUCAUGUAACGGUUCCACUGUUAGAGAGAUGGAAUUAGACUCUGCCUGGAGUGAAGACUGCAGCCAAAGUCCGCUCCUCUUUUCCCAAUCACAAUCCCCCAUCUUACCGGCAAUGCCAUCAAGACACCUCACAUCUCAAAGGUAUAGAUCUCAAAAUGGAGACAGAUUAUCUACGCCUGAUAUUGACAACUCACUGCCCGUCCAACACAGAGCAACUCCUCAAUUGAGACUAGACUUCAAUCUGAGCGGACAGAAACUGACCGUGAACAAGCCAAAUGACCGAAACAUCCAGGGGGAGAAUUUCUGUGGAGAUCUACAAAGUCCAGAUCAAGGAACUCCAUGUCUCUUCUCCCAAGCACAAGACGAUCCAGUGAUCCCUUCUCAGCACUCUUCAAUCCCAGUCAUCAGAAACUCCAGGCGAGCAUUUCACAGCAGACAAAGAACAACUCCCCUUCGACAGCUGUUCAUGCAGAGAGCCAGCUCCUGGAAAAUGUCCAGCACACCCAUGACAAGCAAGAAGAAAACCAUUUUAGAAAGGUCAUUCGAAAGCCCAUUGUCAUGUGCUACUCCAAGCCUUUUCUCAUCAGAAAAUAGUCCUGACGUUGGAGGUACAUCAUCUAAUCUUGGUCAAGUGAAUCGGUCAAAAGAGUAUUCCCAGAGGGAAGCAUCCAUUAUAUCCAAUAGUUUUGAAUGCACACCAGACCUUUUUUAGAAGCUAAAAUCUAAGUGAAAUUUGAUUACCCAUUACCUCACCUAAAAUAAUACACAAUGAGAGAUUUAGCUCUCAAAAGCUCUAAAAUAGCUCUGGUAAGAAAUUGUACAUUAAAGUCACUGUGAUAAAAUCUUGUUUGUUUAUAGCAAAAUCCCAAAAGUUAUUUUCACACAGAUGAACCUGUAAAAAAAAAAGGGGGGGGGGGUGUCAGGGAAUAGGGU
Molecule: messenger RNA, 3487 nt
Organism: Strongylocentrotus purpuratus (purple sea urchin)
Lineage: Eukaryota; Metazoa; Echinodermata; Echinoidea; Camarodonta; Strongylocentrotidae
Exons: 4
Coding region: 399-3266 (955 amino acids)
Biological process (GO): negative regulation of intrinsic apoptotic signaling pathway in response to DNA damage
Cellular component (GO): cytoplasm; nucleus
Source: RefSeq, a predicted model, not a curated record